Molecule: messenger RNA, 1927 nt
Organism: Oncorhynchus kisutch (coho salmon)
Lineage: Eukaryota; Metazoa; Chordata; Actinopteri; Salmoniformes; Salmonidae
Product: CD97 antigen-like
Exons: 8
Coding region: 106-999 (297 amino acids)
Biological process (GO): cell surface receptor signaling pathway; adenylate cyclase-activating G protein-coupled receptor signaling pathway
Cellular component (GO): plasma membrane
Molecular function (GO): G protein-coupled receptor activity
Source: RefSeq, a predicted model, not a curated record
UCCAAGGUGGUAACAGCCUUUGUCAGUAACCCAGCAACAGAACACCUCACCCAGCCUGUCAUCCUCACCUUCAGACAUCUACAGGUGAGGGCGGAGUCAGCGGAGAUGAACUAUACCUGUGUGUUCUGGUCGGAGGGGCGUGUCCAUGAAGAGGGAGGGGCGUGGUCAAGGAGUGGCUGUACCAAAGUCACGUCUAACGCUACACACACCGUGUGUUCCUGUUCCCACCUUAGCAGCUUUGCUGUUCUCAUGGCCCUCUACCCUGUAAAGAACACCUUUGAGCUGCGUCUGUUGACGUGGCUGGGUCUGUCGGUGUCUGUGGUGUGUCUGUUGCUGUGCAUCCUGACAUUCUGGCUGUGUCGGUCCAUCCAGGAGACACGCACCACCAUCCACCUCCACCUCUGUGUCUGCCUCUUCAUCGCUGACCUUGUCUUCCUCACCGGAAUCUCUCACACACAGAGCAUGGGAGGAUGUGGGUUUGUAGCAGGUCUCCUCCACCUGUUCUUCCUAGGAUCCUUCAGUUGGAUGUUGUUAGAGGGGGUUCAGCUCUAUCGCAUGGUGGUCCUGGUCUUCAAUACUACCAUAAGACCUCUGUACCUGCAUGCUGUGGGAUAUGGACUGCCACUGACUAUAGUCAUCAUCUCUGCUUUCACCUACCCAGAUGGAUACGGUACCACACAACAGGUGUUCACAGUGACAGCAGUGGCCCAGCUGUGUGUGUUGGGUACUAUGUGGAUAUUUGGAGUGUUCCAGUUCCAAGAGGAGGGGACAGUGGUCAUGACAUAUCUCUUCACUAUCCUCAACUCUCUACAGGGAGCCCUGCUGUUCAUCAUGCACUGCCUACUGAACAAAACGGUUAGAGAGGAGUAUGGCAAGCUCCUGUCCUGUAUCUGCACACCACUGAAGAAGAGAUACUCAGAGGUCAGCACUACCAACCCUUCUUCCAGCCACUCCCAGGGGUCAAGGAGCGCAGAGACCACGGGGGAGUCACAGAUAUGACGUCACCAAACCCCCAUAAUGCACCUCUUUACCCCUCCUCCCAUGACAAAGGUUCCCACUAGAUGUUCAAACUGUAAAGUCAAAAUGGGCAAUAUCGUAAACAUUUAUGAAAACAAAUAUUUGCGCUUAGCGGUGUGGUUAAGAUAUAUUGUACAAAUGGGAAAUGUUUCUGAUUUAGUAUCUUGGCCAGAUAGUGACACACCAGAAACAUUCAGCCCGAGUAUAGUACUGUUCAGACCAGGUUAGUAGAAAAUGUGUCCAACUAGCCCGCCGGAUAGUAAAAAUGGUAGUCCACUAGCCAGGUUGGCCAGUGCCCAGAAUCCUUCAAUUCCAUCCCUGAUUAGACACUUCAUAUCAAACUUGAUGUUAAUUAACCACUGUCUUAUCAAGCAUUAGGUUAUCCAGUCAGAAGGUAUGUGAACUUCAUGUCAUCCUAUAGGAAUCCAUAUGGUCUUUAUGUCAUCCAAUUAUAAGUUACGUGAUCUUCAUGUCAUCCAAUAGGAAUCCAUAUGGUCUUUAUGUCAUCCAAUCAGAAGUUACAUGAUCUUCAUGUCAUCCAAUAGCAAUGCUAUCCUCUUUAUGUAAUUUUUACAGACACAAAAGAUCGGUUCAACUUUACACAACUUCGUCAAAUAGACAGAUGAAACCAUACUUAUAAACAGAAGCUUUCUUCCUUUUCAUGAAUGUGAUAGAUUUAUAGUAAUAUUUAUUACCAAGAGCACAAGAUAUGGUGACUGUUCUACACAAUUAAAUCCAAAGGGAUUUAGAAAAACAUUAAGUGAAGAUUUGUGUUAGUUGUGAUCUAUUGGACUGUUAUACUGUUAUACUGUAAAUGUGUUAUUGAUCUUUAACCUCUAGCGACGAGCAAUCCGUAUCCGGGAGCGUAAUCAUAGCCUCAACCGCAUUACCAUAACGCAACUUUUCCUAC